CCUCUCUCUCUCUCUUCCUCCCUCCCAGUUAUUCAGGAGGCAGGAAAGGGGAGAUGCAAGGGCGGAGCUUUCCUCCUGGUCCGCCUGGGUCCGCUCCUGGUCCGCUUGGGCUUGCUUGCUCGCUCCCUUGGCAAAGGCAAAGGCAAAGGCUGGGGACUGGAAGCUCAAGCGGAGGGGACCCGAUCCACCUCUUUCUCCCUCCUUCCCUCCUUCCCUUCUUUCCUUCCUUCCUUCCUUUCCUGCCCCCCGCUGGGUCCGUCCUCUGCCGCCGCCUCCUCAUCUCCUUCUUCUCCUUCUCCCCCCCCCCUGCCCCCCAAGAUGCCCCCUCCGGCCCCCGUCACCUCCUCCUCUUCCUCCUGCUGCUAUAAAACCCUCGUGGGCGCGGGGCUGGGGCAGAGGGAGCCGCGGUGACUGACCACUCCUCCCAGGACCGCUCCCGACGCCAGCGCCGCCGAGAUGACCCUCCUGCUGCUCCUGAUGCGGCUGCAGGGCACGGCCAGGGCGCACAGGGCACCUCCUCCUCCUCCUCCUCUUCCUCCUCUUCCUCUUCCUCUGCUGCUGCUGUUCUGCUUGCCCUGCCUGUCCUUCGCCAGAGCCCCCAAGACCCUCCUGCCCAUCCAGCCCGAGUCGACGGACCCGCUGCUCAAUGCCAGAGGCGCGCCAGGCUGCUCUUUUGGAGGCAGGCUCUACGCCUUGGAGGACACCUGGCACCCUGAUUUGGGGGAGCCCUUUGGCAUCAUGCACUGUGUGGUGUGUUCCUGCGAACCACACAAGAACCGUCAUGGGAAGCCGCUGGGCAAAGUCAGCUGCAAGAACAUCAAGCGUGACUGUCCCACCCCGCCUUGCAGUGACGCCAUCCUCUUGCAAGGACACUGUUGCAAAACCUGCCCCAAGGCCAGCUUUCCAGAGAAGAGACCUCAGCUGAUGUACAACACAGAGCAUUUCCAGGGGAAAGAAGAAGGCUUGCAUAGGAACUACAAUGACCGUGCUUAUCUCAGCAGUGAGGACUUCAUCCGAGAUGACAGCCACAUAGAAUUUGUUGCCUUGCUCACCAGUGGCUUUGAGCCGCGGAUGCCUGCAACCAGCGCUGUAGCCAAAGCCAGGCUCACUCUUCUCCGUUCCCAUCUGCUGUUCUCCAUCAACUAUGAAAGGCUGGAUCAGCCAAGCCGGGUCCGUUUCACAUCUCCCAAUGGAAGUGUCCUCUUUGAGCACCCUGUGCAGAAGGGCAUCUCUCUUCAGGACGGCAUGAUCUGUGGUAUGUGGCGGAACCUGCAAAAGUCCUCCAUCUGGAUGUUGAAAGUGGACCAACUGCAUGUAUCCCUUGUCACCAGGUCUCAUCCAACAGGCGAAAUCCGAGGAAAAAUCAUCAAACACCGGGCUCUCUUUGCAGAAACAUUCAGCGCUAUCUUGACCUCUGUUGAUCCAACCCACCUCGGCAUGGGGGGCAUCGCUAUGCUUACUUUGAGUGAUACAGAGAACAAUCUACAUUUUGUCCUGGUAACCAGGGGCCUUCUGGAUUCUGGAACAGACAGAGGAUCCCCCCAGAUCCCCUUGAGAGUCCAGGUUCUUCAUGAAGACACAGUCCUGAGAGUGGUCAUGGCCAAUGUCACUUCACAGGACCCUGACUUUGCAGAAGUGCUGACGGGAUUGACCAACCAAGAGAUGCUGUGGCUGGCGCAAGGCCAACUGAGGAUAAUGGCAGACGUGGAGGGCAGAUUUGGGCACCAGAUUGCGGGACACAUCACUAUCAAGAGAAGCUGUGACACCAUACAGAGUGUCCUGUGUGGGGGAGAUGCCCUGAUUCCCACCCGGACCGGGGCCGUGGGUUCUGCCAAGUUCAAGCUGCAUGCCAAUGGUACUUUGGAGUAUCAGGUCCAGGUGGCAGGAACAGGGAGCGAGGUGCUUGGUGUGACCCUGGAGACCAAACCUCGCAGACGAAAUAAACACAAUAUCCUAUAUGACAUGACACACAGCUAUAGAGAUGGAGUUGCCAGCGGAGCCUGGAGGCAAGUGAGCGGCCGGGAUGCCCACAUGCUGCUCCAGAAUGAGCUCUUCCUAAAUGUGGCCACCGAGGAGUUUGAAGAUGGGGAGUUGCGGGGGCAGAUCAACUCUUUGUUGUACAACGGACUCUUGGCACGACACCAAGAAGUGCCCAUCCCCUUAGCUGGCCAGUUUGUGUCCCCUCCUGUAAGCACUGGGUCUGCUGGGCAUGCCUGGGUGUCUUUGGAUGACCACUGCCACUUACACUAUGAGAUCGUGGUGGCCGGCCUCGGCAGGGCAGAUGAUGGCACCGUCAGCGCUCACCUGCACGGAUUUGCUGAACUGGGCGAACUCCGGGAGAGCAGCCUCCGGGAGCACCGGCGUCUGCUUAGGGGCUUCUAUGGCACCGAGGCCCAAGGGGUUGUGAAAGACCUUGACCGGGAGCUGCUCCGUCACCUGGACCAAGGCACAGCCUUCCUUCAAGUCAGCACCAAAGCGAACCCUCGAGGAGAGAUGCGGGGAAAGGUGCACAUUCCUAACCACUGUGAAGCAGGAGGCAUCCGGCUAUCCCCCAACAGCCCCCAAGAGGAGGUCUUGGAGGAUCUGAACCCAAAGGAGCCUGAAGAGCUGAAGAAAGACCCCAACUCCUGCUUCUUUGAGGGACAGCACCGACCGCAUGGCUCCCGCUGGGCUCCAAACUACGACAAGAAAUGCUCCAUAUGUAGCUGCCAAAAGCGCACUGUGAUCUGUGACCCUGUCCUGUGCCAGCCCCUCAAUUGCACCCAGCAAGUGCAACCAAGGGACCAGUGUUGUCCGGUCUGCGAUGAAGAGAAGAAGGAAGAAGGACAGGGAGCUGAGAAAGCCCAAGACAACAGUGGAGGUUGUUACUUUGAAGGUGACAAGACAUGGCGAGAAGCUGGAACGCAUUGGCACCCUGUUGUCCCCCCCUUCGGUCUCAUAAAAUGUGCUGUUUGUACUUGCAAGGGAGCCACAGGGGAAGUGCACUGUGAGAAGGUCCAGUGUCCGGCCCUGAACUGCAGGAAUCCUAUCCGUGCCAAGCCAUCCGACUGCUGCAAGCAAUGCCCAGCCUCAGAGAAGAGCCUCUCAUCCCUUUCGGACAUGAUGCAAGCAGACGGGCCCCGAGCCUGCAAGUUUGGGCGGCAGUGGUACAUGCACAAUGACAGUUGGCACCCCACAGUACCCCCCUUCGGAGAGAUGAAAUGCAUCACUUGCUGGUGUCUGUCUGGUGAGACACACUGUCGGCGCCAGGAAUGCUCUCAUGCAUCUUGCUCCAAAGAGGAGAAAAAGGAGGACAGCUGCUGCUCCCACUGUCAAGCACCAGAAGACCUUCCAGAAGACACCCAAGAGAAGCCUCGAGAGCAGCCCAAGGGUUCCUGGGUCCACUAGCAGGCCAGCUGGAGCUUGCAAGCCUGGAUGUUGCAAAGAGACUGCUGACGAAGAUCAAAGCAAAGCAGUUUACAGCUGGAGGGGCUCUGUGGGGACUCCCGUAACCUAUCCAUGUUUUGUUGACUUUUAAAAGACAACUGGGGCACCCAUUGCCCUCACCUUUAGAGUGCUCAGUGGCCUUUUUCUCCUCAGGAAGCCAAGCCAUCUUCAAUCUAUAUUUUUGUAGCUUUUGUCAAAGGAGACAGAGGUGCAGGCACCAUGGGGCACUGGGACAACCACAGGUUGGUAUAUAAAGCUAAGCUAUAGGAUGAGGCAUGCACAGUACGCAAUGGGGAUACCAGGCAAAGCAAUACAGUUCUUGGAGGGCAAGGUUGAACCUUGGACACUGCUUAUCCCAUUGAGAGGAAGGAGCGCUUGCAUAGUUCUGUGAACUCAGAUGUCAGGCUUACAUGUCUUUGGCCUCUUGAAAGGAGGACCAUGUGAUGUGGCCUAUACGGCCCACAGACCCAAAUGGUAAGCACCUUCCCCCCAAGACUGGCUUGUAAUAUAGUGUAAAAUUAUCUUUCUUCGUUGCGUUUCUUUGCAGGAUUUUUUUUUUUAAAAAAACGAAAACUGCUGAGGAGGGCCAUUUAUUGUUCCAAUUGGUUGUGUAAUUUAUGAUUCCCAAGAGCAAGGUCCUCUUCCCUGUUCACCUGAAAGCUUAAGGAUUGAUAUUGGAGAUUAUGUAUUUAUUAAAAGAAAGAAAAAUGAAGACAA
Molecule: messenger RNA, 4143 nt
Organism: Anolis carolinensis (green anole)
Lineage: Eukaryota; Metazoa; Chordata; Lepidosauria; Squamata; Anolidae
Gene: chrd
Product: chordin
Exons: 23
Coding region: 457-3387 (976 amino acids)
Biological process (GO): negative regulation of BMP signaling pathway; multicellular organism development; dorsal/ventral pattern formation
Molecular function (GO): BMP binding
Source: RefSeq, a predicted model, not a curated record